AUGGUCCGUCAAAAACCCCCGUCAGUCAACAAAAAUGCAAAUGCGACGACGAAAGAGGACCUCAACAAGAAGAGGCUCCGAAACCGCUUAUCGCAACAAACGUUCCGUCGGAGACAGGCAGAUCGCCUAAGACAGCUGCUAGAUGAUGUCAACGCGACUGGCAGGCCAGAUGACGAGACGAAUAGAGCAUUACGGGAAGAAAAUAGACGUCUACGCCGCAGUCUUAUCGAAUUGGAAUCUAAGAUUUCCCGACUCGUGGUUACAGUGCAGGGCUUGUCUGAAACGGUGUCAAAUGCUGUCGUGGAUACCACCCGGGAUGAAUCCAACAUUUUCGACUUCUGCCAGGGCCACGCCACGUCUGCUACUGCUACCGAAGAACUUGUAUCAAACCCAAGGCCAACGAUAGCUCCGAAACCCCUAUUCAGAAGAGAACUUCCACCUAUUAAAUCGACCCAACCUGCGGCACAGAAUGCGGACCACGAACAGGAGAUACGCACUCGAGCGCCGAGCAUCGACUGCAAUGCUGCUUUGAAUAUUGCUGCAAGUUUCGACAGCCUAGCUCAGCAAAUUCCCAGUAUCUGGUCUUUUGAGUACCAAAUGGGCCCCGGCCCAUACGCAGAUUGUUUAGCUGGAAGUGAAGAUUCUAGCCUUGUUCUUGGUCGCGCAUGGAUCGAGUCAAAUUCACCUUUCUCCGACCACAUCCAUGUUCUUCAGAGCCUUAUGAGGAGCAAACUAGAUCCUACCGUUUUACUUUCCAAGUCAACCAUUGAUCACUUUUACCAGGAGGUUCUUAUGGUUUUAGCUCUCUUCAAUAGUAUGACUCGCCCGGACGUUAUGCGAUGGUAUGCUCGAACACGAUUUUACCAUAUUGUCAACUUAACGGCCUGGCAAGUCUGCCCUUGCGCCUUAACAUUCGACUCCAUCCAUUCACAAUACCAGCCGACUGUUUUGCAAACACAACUACAAAAUCAGUACCCAAAAGUCAUAGAUUGGAUACCAUUUCCCACUAUCAGGGACCGACUCAUCCAAUUCCACGCAGCGAAUCCCCGCAUUGAUCAAAUAUUCUGCGAUGUUGUCAGUAGCUAUGUUGUGGAGGCAUGGAUGUCCGACUUGAUUGCAGGGGCACCAAUGAUCAAAGCCCACAUUCGGGUUACAGACCUUGUCCAGAAUAUUGAUCCAUCGGCCUUUGACAAGGGAUCAAAUAAGGCAGCCAACGUCAAUCUUCCUGCACCUGACGUGGCCACUCUAUUUUCAUCCACCGACUAUUCUCUGGCUGUAUUCAAUCACCUUGGUAUGGAUCUUGGGGUGUCAAACUACAAAAUUGAUCCUGCUUUCUUUGCUACAUACCCAGAGCUAUACGACCAUAGUGCGUGUAUCUCCGGUGAAGGCAUCUCAUUACGACCAGAAGCCCAGGCUCGGUUGACGUAUCCUAAGCCCCUGGACUCACAAAUAUUUCAAACGUAUCGGAAUUUCAUUGAAUUUUCCUACGGUUGGCCGCUUCACAUGGCAGGAGUUUUCGGAUGA
Molecule: messenger RNA, 1524 nt
Organism: Penicillium arizonense
Lineage: Eukaryota; Fungi; Ascomycota; Eurotiomycetes; Eurotiales; Aspergillaceae
Product: bZIP transcription factor
Exons: 3
Coding region: 1-1524 (507 amino acids)
Biological process (GO): regulation of DNA-templated transcription
Molecular function (GO): DNA-binding transcription factor activity
Source: RefSeq, a predicted model, not a curated record